UUGUUGUGCAGGCCAAGAUGGCGGCACAGGCGGCGGCGGCGGCGCAGGCAGCGGCGGCGGCGCAGGCGGCCGCGGCGCAGGCGGCGCAGGCCGAGGCGGCGGAGUCGUGGUAUCUGGCUCUCCUGGGUUUCGCCGAGCACUUCCGCACGUCCAGUCCACCCAAGAUCCGCCUGUGCGUUCACUGCCUGCAGGCCGUGUUUCCCUUCAAGCCGCCUCAGCGAAUCGAGGCCCGUACGCACCUGCAGCUCGGCUCGGUGCUUUACCACCACACGAAGAACAGCGAGCAGGCGCGCAGCCAUUUGGAGAAAGCGUGGUUGAUAUCACAGCAAAUCCCACAGUUUGAAGAUGUUAAAUUUGAGGCAGCAAGCCUGUUGUCAGAGCUAUAUUGUCAAGAGAACUCUGUGGACGCAGCAAAGCCGCUGCUGCGGAAAGCCAUCCAGAUCUCACAGCAGACGCCAUACUGGCACUGCCGCCUGCUCUUCCAGCUCGCCCAACUGCACACACUGGAGAAGGACCUGGUAUCAGCCUGUGACCUCCUGGGCGUGGGGGCUGAGUAUGCCCGAGUGGUGGGAUCUGAAUAUACACGGGCACUGUUCCUGCUCAGCAAAGGGAUGUUGCUGCUGAUGGAGCGCAAACUGCAAGAGGUACACCCACUGCUCACACUCUGCGGGCAAAUUGUGGAGAACUGGCAAGGCAACCCCAUCCAGAAGGAGUCAUUGCGUGUCUUCUUCCUGGUGCUGCAGGUGACCCACUACCUAGAUGCUGGGCAGGUGAAGAGUGUCAAGCCAUGCCUGAAGCAGCUGCAGCAGUGCAUCCAGACCAUCUCCACGCUACACGACGAUGAGAUCCUGCCCAGCAAUCCUGCAGACCUCUUCCACUGGCUGCCCAAGGAGCACAUGUGCGUGCUCGUCUACCUGGUCACAGUGAUGCAUUCAAUGCAGGCUGGCUACCUGGAGAAGGCACAGAAGUACACAGACAAGGCACUCAUGCAGUUGGAAAAGCUCAAGAUGCUGGACUGCAGCCCCAUCCUGUCAUCCUUCCAAGUGAUCCUCCUGGAGCAUAUCAUCAUGUGCCGGCUCGUCACAGGCCACAAGGCCACUGCACUACAGGAGAUCUCCCAGGUCUGCCAGCUAUGUCAACAGUCCCCUCGGCUCUUCUCCAACCAUGCUGCCCAGUUGCACACACUGCUGGGCCUGUACUGUGUUUCCGUGAACUGCAUGGACAAUGCUGAAGCCCAAUUCACCACAGCCCUGCGGCUCACCAACCACCAGGAGCUAUGGGCCUUCAUUGUGACCAACCUUGCGAGUGUGUAUAUACGGGAAGGAAAUAGACACCAAGAGGUACUAUACAGUUUGCUUGAGAGGAUAAACCCAGACCACAGCUUCCCGGUCAGCUCACACUGCCUCCGAGCAGCAGCCUUUUAUGUGCGGGGGCUCUUCUCCUUCUUCCAGGGCCGCUACAAUGAAGCCAAGCGAUUUCUACGAGAAACUCUAAAGAUGUCAAAUGCAGAGGACCUGAACCGCCUCACAGCCUGUUCGCUUGUGCUGCUGGGCCACAUCUUCUAUGUGCUGGGGAAUCACAGGGAGAGUAACAACAUGGUGGUGCCUGCCAUGCAGCUGGCCAGCAAGAUCCCAGACAUGUCUGUGCAACUGUGGUCAUCGGCCCUCCUCAGAGAUCUAAACAAGGCAUGUGGGAAUGCCAUGGAUGCCCAUGAGGCUGCACAGAUGCACCAGAACUUCUCACAGCAGCUGCUGCAGGACCACAUUGAGGCCUGCAGCCUCCCAGAGCACAACCUCAUUACGUGGACAGAUGGCCCACCCCCUGUGCAGUUCCAAGCUCAGAAUGGACCCAACACCAGCCUGGCUAGCCUUCUAUGAGGCCCCUAUGGCCUUUGUCCCCAACUUGGACCCAACACUGGAGCUUUCUGGGAACAAAACCACCAGGGUGUCCACCAACCCCUCACCAUUGUCCGGAGCUGAGUCCCAGUAGUGCUGGAGUCAUCAUCUGCCUCUGAGGUGACAGCCAGUCCCGCCUGUACCAGGAUUCAGUGCCGUCUGUUGGAGAGGACUGAUGACCUAAUCGGGUCUGAGUCUCAUCUGUGAGGAAUAGGAUGACAAUCUGUGUGCGGGGCCAUCAUCAGACUGCUCAACCGAACCUUGGUGCCGACUACCUAAGUACAACUGCACAGAGCAGCCCAGGGCACGCUGAGGGGAGAGCAACGGCCCUCACUUUCCUCAUCCUGCUGUUCUUCCAGUGUCCCUGCACUCAGGGACUUCUGAGGACCUGGAAGUCAGCCUCUCAACCUGACUGCUCCUGGAGGGUGACUCUAGUGCAGGGGAGGAGCUUGGGACAGGGUGUGCAUGUGCAGUUGAUGCAACUGAGACCUUGUGUCCCCACCAUGCCCUCGGCAAGCUCCUUGCUUAUAUUCAGCAGCCACCUCUUGGCUCUGCCUGGGCACUAGGCAGAAGUCCCGCUGGACCUGGACGAAGGAGCUUCCUUCCGGCAGCUGUGUGGCCUUCCCAUGGAGGACAGUCAUGGGACCAGCUUCGCUCCUCCUCCUAGCUUGAGGGCUGCACCAAGGUGACACAGUGAUGUCAAGGGACAAUGGUUCCUGCCAGCUUGUAGUACCUAGGCAGGUGUUCUCUUUGGUGGUGAAGGUGGUGCUUGGGAGCUGUCACCCAGGUACCGUGAAGGCCACUUCUCAGAGCUUUGGAAUCCAUGACUGAAGGGACAAGGCUCCAAGGCCUUGGUGUACAUCCUCACUGAGCCAUGUGGCAGCCACUGCCCACGGCCAGGUGCUCCCUUCCUUUCUGUCUUCCUCCAGCCCUUUGGGUCCCAGGGACCCCCUCAGUGUCUUCAUCACAGUCCUGCCUAUUUAUUUAAGCUUUUUUUUUUU
Molecule: messenger RNA, 2896 nt
Organism: Peromyscus eremicus (cactus mouse)
Lineage: Eukaryota; Metazoa; Chordata; Mammalia; Rodentia; Cricetidae
Gene: Mau2
Product: MAU2 sister chromatid cohesion factor
Exons: 19
Coding region: 18-1877 (619 amino acids)
Biological process (GO): maintenance of mitotic sister chromatid cohesion; mitotic sister chromatid cohesion
Cellular component (GO): chromatin; SMC loading complex
Molecular function (GO): double-stranded DNA binding; protein binding
Source: RefSeq, a predicted model, not a curated record